This is a messenger RNA of Telopea speciosissima, 1917 nucleotides long. RefSeq names its product R3H domain-containing protein 2-like. Lineage: Eukaryota; Viridiplantae; Streptophyta; Magnoliopsida; Proteales; Proteaceae. The record is from RefSeq and is a predicted model, not a curated record. The coding region runs from base 113 to 1543 and encodes 476 amino acids. Gene Ontology annotation, molecular function: nucleic acid binding. The transcript is spliced from 5 exons.
AGAUUCCUCUAAAGUCUGAACCCUAAUCUAAUCGUUGUUGUUUGGUCUUUGCUAUGGAGCUGGCCCUAAUUUCGUGACCUCUUCAUAUCUCUAACCCUAGAAUUUUCCUCCCAUGGAGGGUUCUGAAGAGGAUAUCGGGGCUCCGGAUUCAUGGGAAAUAACAGAUGUGGAUGAGAGCGUGAAGAGGUUAAUGCUCUCCUCCAAGAAUUCCACUGUCUCGUGUCUGCCACGGAUUUCAUCGUCUGAAUUCCCCUCCGGUGAUGAUCCUCCGUCAGCUGCCAUUUCUGCUGGUGUUGCUUCUUCUGCGGUUGCCUCUGCUUCUUCUUCCUCUGUUGAUUCGGAGAGGAAUGGAGGGUUCUCUGAAAAUGUUAUCUAUCAGGUGGAUCAGUUUCUCCAGGAAGCUUUGCAGAACCCUCGUGAGCGACUAUCAAUUCUGCGGAUGGAACAAGAUGUUGAGAAAUUUAUCCGUGAUCCCACACAACAGCAAAUGGAGUUCCAACAGUUGCCCACUUCCUAUUUGCGCUUGGCAGCGCAUCGUGUGGCUCAGCAUUACUACCUGCAGUCCAUGGUUAUAUUAGACAACAAUUUACCUGAUGGCUCUGGAUCCAGAAUUGUUGUCUGCAAGACUUCUGAGUUCCGACUUCCUCCAAUUCGUCUGGCAGACAUACCCGUAAACUUACCGCAAGAGGACAUCAAUAAUGUCUUUAAGGUUGCAAUCAAACAGAGACCGCAGAAGCGAACACAGGCAGUCAACAGUUUAAAUUCUCACUCAUCUAAGGCAAGUCACUCAAAAAGUGUGGAGGAACGAAAAGAGGAAUAUAACAGAGCUCGUGCCCGGAUAUUUAGUUCCAACAGUAUUGGUGGCACCGUUGGAAAACCAGGUGAGGUCACAGUGCAGGAUAGUUUCCAAUCCUUCUCCUUGGGUUCUACAGGAGAAGAGAAAUCUGUUGCUGAAGGCCCUGAUUUCAACCUUAGUAGGAGUGUCAGUGAUUCUUCUAUGGUUAGCAGUAGAUCUGGUAGAAGUAGGACAGAGAAGGAGCUUCUUGGUAGAUACAAAGCUAACAACAGGGUAGCAAUCUUCCGGGAUCGUGAGAUUGAACGGAAGGAUCCUGACUAUGACAGGAGCUAUGAACGGUAUAUGCAAAGAUUCGACCCUGGGUUCGGGUUCAAUGGAGGACAAUAUCCCAUGCAGCCCAUGUAUUCCCCUGCACUGAACUACAAUACCGAAUUCCCUCAGCUUGGAUCAGCUCAUAGGCCUCACAUUUCUAUGGAUCACCAGCCUCAGCCAAUUCCUCAACACCUACGUGCGUGGGCUGCUGCGUCGAACCCUGCAGGAAUUGGUUAUGGUCCCCCAGAGACCAUGAUGGCCCCUUUCAAUCCGAAUCAUGUUAGUGCACAUUCAACCUCUGCUAUCUAUCUGCCUUCCUCUCAGUAUCCUUGCCCACGCCCUGCAAUGGCAUUUGUCCAUCCUCACGAACAUGUGCACCAACCUUUUUCUCAGCAGCAAUCUGAAGCAAGUGUUGGAUUAGCCCGGCCCCGUUGAGGGGCUUGGGCAAUGCCUGUGCCCUGCCAGUAUAAAAUGGGGCUUGAAUCGCGGAAGGAUGCAGCUGUGGCGAUUGUGAUUAUCUCAACUGGCAGAGGUGCAGGCAUAAGAACCCGAAGUUGACUGGAGUGCGCACCAUACCGUUUGAAACACUUGUUCCGUUCCAUGAACCUCGGUUUCCAUGGAUGCUUCUUGCACCUUUGAUUAAGAAGCCCCAGAUUUAGGCAGUCCUGUAGGAUUGGGCCAUGCUUUCAGGAAGCCCUGCUGUGACAUCAUGAUGAUGAUGAUGAUGACGAUGAAUGUGGAGAACAAUUAGAGAAGCACUCAGAGUUGCGAUGCAAAUACUUGCAAGGAUGGAGGUUUGUUGCCAUAAU